Messenger RNA from Coregonus clupeaformis (lake whitefish), 2596 nucleotides. Its product is annotated as wiskott-Aldrich syndrome protein family member 1-like. Gene Ontology annotation, biological process: positive regulation of Arp2/3 complex-mediated actin nucleation; actin cytoskeleton organization. The record is from RefSeq and is a predicted model, not a curated record. Gene Ontology annotation, molecular function: protein kinase A regulatory subunit binding; Arp2/3 complex binding; actin binding. Gene Ontology annotation, cellular component: lamellipodium; SCAR complex; cytoskeleton. The transcript is spliced from 13 exons. NCBI's taxonomy places the organism in Eukaryota, Metazoa, Chordata, Actinopteri, Salmoniformes, Salmonidae. The coding region runs from base 632 to 2374 and encodes 580 amino acids.
CUCUCCAACAAUAGAAAGUGGUACGUACCAUCACAGUCUCUACGAUAGGUACAUUUCCCUACGAAGUCAAGAUUAUUUUUUCUACUUUGCAUUAAUAAAACACAGUUUAUUCACGUUUGGAUCAAUAUGUGUGGAUGAAUUGAUCUGAACAUCGGUCGUCAGCUCAACUUCACCCGUUGGACUGUCGGUUGCAUUAGAUUGUGCCCUCAGGAUCCCUUUUGAAGGAGAAUUGUGCCUUAAUCCUUCGCUGCUACCUUUCUAACGGGAUUCAUUUUGCCCCGGCUAUGAUAACCACAGCAUGGAAUGAGGCUGGAUGUUUGAAUUGAUUGAAACAGCCAAGUGCACUGUACUGCAGUAGAGAUGGCAAGAACAUAGGAGGAAUUGAACAAACAUUUAAGGUUAUUUUAUUCAGGAGCAAGUGCCGUUCCUAGAGCGAAGCAAGGGAGAGUGGAGAGAAGAGAGCAGAAGCAAGAGGAAGAGGGAUGGAUGGACCUCCAGGGCUACUGAGAGCUACUUAGCAGUGACAGCCCAUCACAGAAGUAUCGCGCUACAGACACGCCCCCUUUAAGAGAGUCACGCAAGUGUGCAUAUUCUUCUCUUUGUGUGGUAGUUGUGGUCGAGGUAUCCCAGGAUGCCGUUGGUGAAGAGGAAUAUCGAGCCCAGGCACCUGUGCCACACGGUGCUGCCGCGGGCCAUCAAGAAUGAGCUGGAGUGUGUGACCAAUGUAUCCCUAGCUAACGUCAUCCGACAGCUCAGCAGCCUCAGUAAGUAUGCAGAGGACCUGUUUGGGGAGCUGUUCAACGAGGCCCACUCCUUCUCCUUCCGGGUCAACUCCCUGCAGGAGCGCGUGGACCGCCUCUCUAUCAGCGUCACACAACUAGAUCCUAAAGAGGAGGAGUUAUCUCUCCAGGACAUCACUAUGAGGAAGGCGUUUAGGAGCUCCACCAUCCAGGACCAGCAGCUGUUUGCCCGCCAGUCGCUCCCCAUCCCCCUGCAGGAGACCUUUGACCUCUGCGAGCAGCCGCCACCGCUCAACAUCCUCACACCCUACAGGGAUGACGGUAAGGAGGGGCUGAAGUUCUACACCAACCCCUCCUACUUCUUUGACCUGUGGAGAGAGAAGAUGCUGCAGGACACGGAGGACAAGAGGAAGGAGAAGAGGAAACAGAAGCUGGAAAUGCCUUUUCAUGUGUGGCCGGAGGGCCUUAUCAGAGUCCCCUCCUCGCCCCCUCCCCUCCUCGCCCCCCCAGAGUUGCAGGACCCCCGCAUGUAUGAUCAGGUCUAUAGGUACUUAGACCUCCCAGGGCAGGUUAGGGGAAACGAACGUACUCUGGAGACUGAGAAGAUCCCACGGGCGCCUCACGACCGGAAGAAGGAGUGGCAGAAACUGGCGCUCGGGGCGGAGCUAGCUGAGGACGACUCUGAGGAGGCCCUGAAACACAGAGAGGCUAACGGCUCCGCCGCCUACCACGACAGGUCUGGAGCCCCUAAUUACUUGGAUGGGAUGGACGGGCCAUUCUCCCUAGCAGCGCUGCCCUACAGCCAGAUGAAUGAGCUGCUGAACCGUCCUGGGGACAGAAUGUACACACGACCCCAUGACCCCCCACCACCACCCCCCAUGCACCAUCUGGGAGACAUCAAACCCCCCUCCAUGAUCAGCUCCAGUUCAGGUUUUUCAGACAGCAGACCCCAGUCUCCAGCACAGACUCACGGCUUCAACUCCAACACCCCUCCCCCUCCGCCACCCCCCUUGCCCCCUCCACCUCCUCCUUUGCCUUCCAUGUCUGGUUUUGGCCCGCGGGGCACCCCUCCUCCCCCUAUCCCUCCUCUACCCGUCCAGCAGCAGCCCCCGGCCAUCCCCCCUCCCCCUGCCCCUCUCCAGAUCGCCCCUGGCGUUCUCCACCCUGCCCCUCCCCCUGUGGCUCCUCCCCUCCAUGUCUCCUCCCCGGCCCGUCUCCAGCAGGUCCUGGACAGGGGCCCGACCCCUGGUCAAUCAGAUGACACCGUGCUGCCUCCUCCGCCGCCUCCUCCUCCUCUGCCCUUCCCAGGAGUGCGGAGCUCCUCCCCCUGUCCACCGGGCCCACCCGCCGUGCCUUCCUUCCUGUCAGGUGCCAUGGCGUCCCCGCUCUCUCACUCCGGGGGGAAAAAACACUCUGCCAGCCUGCCGCCCAUCAGCGAUGCACGCAGUGUCCUAUUGGAGGCCAUCCGCAAAGGUAUCCAGCUCCGGAAGGUGGAGGAGCAAAGAGAGCAGGAGGCAGCCAAACACGAGCGUGUGGGGAACGACGUGGCCACCAUCCUGUCCCGACGCAUUGCCGUCGAGUACUCCGACUCCGAGGACGAGUCCGAGUUCGACGAGGGAGACUGGAUGGAGUGAAUGAGAUGGAGGGAGAGGAAAAGAGAAGAGAAGGGGACAGAGGGCGAAACCGUCACCCAACUGUACCCCCUUUAGAGAUGUCAGAAUUCAGACGUCCAUCCUUACAACCACUAUCCUCUGUCAGUCCUGUUUUACCCCCUCACCUGUCAUACACUACUCUACUCUACACCUCUCUCUCUGUCGCUCUCUCACCCGCUUUCUCUCUCGCACUCUUUCUCUCUC